Messenger RNA from Papaver somniferum (opium poppy), 2892 nucleotides. Its product is annotated as eukaryotic translation initiation factor-like. Gene Ontology annotation, cellular component: eukaryotic translation initiation factor 4F complex. Lineage: Eukaryota; Viridiplantae; Streptophyta; Magnoliopsida; Ranunculales; Papaveraceae. The transcript is spliced from 4 exons. The coding region runs from base 36 to 1115 and encodes 359 amino acids. Gene Ontology annotation, molecular function: protein binding; mRNA binding; translation initiation factor activity. The record is from RefSeq and is a predicted model, not a curated record.
AAGACAUUCCAACUCUCACAAUCAAUAUUCAUUCCAUGUACAGUGAUCUUCUUCAACCUUCCUGUUCACCCCUUUCAGUUAUGGCAGACACCAGUUCAUUCCCAACGGUAGGAGAAGGACAUGUUCCUCCUCCUUGUCUAAUGAAGGCCAAGGUUUCGUGGAUGUCCACCGUGAGGGGUAAUUUGUCACACGAAGAACGUAUAUUGAGAAGAGUUAGAGGUAUAUUGAACAAGCUGACAGUGGAGAAGUACAAAAUUUUGAGAACCCAACUUAUUGAUUCAGGGAUCACAACCCUGCAUAUCUUACAAGGCGUUGCGUCUCUUAUAUUGAACAAGGCUUUGGCGGAGCCAAUGUUUUGUCCUCUGUACGCCUUUCUAUGUCAUGAACUGUCAUGCAGCUGGCUCUUAGAUCCUCCAGAUGGGCUCCCAUCAUUUCCUUCUGAUAAGCGUGUGGGUAAAGAAAUCACUUUCAAGCGUAUCCUCGUGAAUAAAUGCCAGCAAGCGUUUGAGCUUGAAAAUAUGAAGGUAGCAGAGACCAGGCAGCAGAUUACGACGGGGGUCUCUUCAGAUGAUAGAUAUAAAGAGAGAAGACGAAAUCUUGGAGAUAUACAGUUUAUUUGUGAGCUCUUGAAGCAAAAAAUUUCAAUUCUGCCGGUGUUUAUUGUACAUAGGAUUCUUGGGCAGUUGUUGGAUCCAAAUGAUGCCGUGGCAAACGUUGAGGCAGUAUGUUUACUGCUGAGUACAGUUGGUAAGGAACUGGAUGAAUGGUGCACUUGGGUGUCAAAGAGGAAAGAACUGUCCAAUGAGUCCCCAAAUGAGUAUCACAGGUGGCAUGAAACUUACUUCGGUUGGCUAAAAGACGUGCUGGCAACACAUCCCCAAUUGGAAACACGGUUGAAGUUCAUGAUUCAUGAUCUUCUGGAUCUCCGGGCAAACAAAUGGGUCGAUGUGAGACAUAAUAAGGUCAAAGAUAGGGCAAUUCCUGAAUUAAUCAGUGCUUCAGAGGCAAAGGUUCUUUCCCACCUCCAUCUAGGUGCAAGUACUACCACGAAUACGAGGAAUCAUAGGGCAGUACAAUUUCAUCCCAAGAACCAACCUGACCCUCACCAUUGGUGAUGCAAUGAUGAUUUGAAAUUGAAAACUUGCUGGGGUUGGUAAUGAAGACUUGGAGUUUCCUUAUCAGGUGCAGCUAUCUGUGUGCGCGUGUGUGUGUUUGUUUAUCUGUUUGGCUUCGUUUUUGGUAGACAGUCUAUACUUGUAUAUAUUAUUGGUGGUGGUUAUGGUAGCUUCUGCACAUCUUCUUCAACUGCAUCCAUCGUGUUGUUCUAACAUGAGACAUCGAGCAGCGUACUCGGCACUACUUGAAGUUGGGGUUGGUGUUGUGGCUUCGAAAAGGAGAGCUGUGUUGACCUUUUUAUUGGAAAUGUUAGGACUAGGAGGAAUUUGUGUUACUGAAGAAUAACCAGGGAUUACAUGCACUGAUCUUCUUGAUCCUCCUAAUCCAUCCCUUCCGGUUAUGGCAGACAACAGUUGUAUCCCAGAGGUAUUCCUCCUUGUCUUAUAAAGGCUGAGGUUCAUGGAUGUCCACCGUAUAUUGAGAAGAGUUAGAGGUAUAUUAAACAAACUGACAGUGGAGAUUUAUACACUUCUGAAAGGCCAACUUAUUGAUACAGGGACACAACCCUAAACAUCUUAGACGGCGCUGCGUCUCUGAUUUUCAACAAGGCUUUGACGGAGCCAAUGUUUUGUCCUUUAUAUGCUUUUCUAUGCCAUGAACUGUCACUUCCUCCACAUGGGCUCCCAUCAGUUCCUGAUGAGUGCGUGUGGCAAGAAAUCACAGUCAAGCGUAAUGCCAGGAAGCGUUCGAGAAUGAGACCAGGAAGGUAGCAGAAACCAGGCAGCGGAUUGUGACAGGGGUCUCUUCAGAUGUUAGAUAUAAAGAGAGAAGACGAAAUCUUGGAGACAUGCAAUUUAUUUGUGAGCUCAUGAAGCAAAUUAGUUAUCCAAUUCUGCAGAUAUCUCUUGCACAUCAUAUUCUUUAUCAGUUACUGGAUCCAAAUGAUGUUGAGGCAAUAUGCUUAUUUAUAAACAUAGUUGGUAAGGAGGUGGACGAGUUAUCCAGCAAGGCACGUACUAACAACGACAACACAUCCCCAGUUGGAAACACGGUUGAAGUUCAUGAUUCUCAAUCUUCUGGAUCUCCGGGCAAACAACUGGGUUGAUCCAAGACAUAAUAAGGUCAAAGAAAAGACAAUCCCUGAAUUAAUCAGUGCAGCAGAGGCAGAGGCUCUUUCCCAAGUCCAUCCAGGUGCAAGUACCAGCACAAAUAUGAGGAAUCAUCGUGCAGUAUAAUUCCGUCCCAUGAAUCGGCCUGACCUCCAGAAUUGAAUUUAAACCAUGUUGGCGGCAACCGCACUUUUAAGGUCAGACCGGCAAAGAGGACACGUAACUUUGGAAAUAAACCAAGUACCAAUACAAUGAGGAUGGUAGACAUGCUUGCACGGUAAUAAUACCAGUUUAUCUUUAUCCCGAAACUUGGUUAAACAAAUAGCACACUCUUUCUUUUCUGUUCCUGCAUGAUUCGUCUUCUGAAAAUCCGAGUAGACCAGUACCGGUAACAAUUGCAGGGCAGCAGCUGAUUGAUUGAGUCCUUCGGCGGUGGCAGCAGCGGCAGCAGCAGCAGCAUCAUUAUUACGUCGCUUAUUACGUCGGUCAUCAAUGUAAAAGAAGACUGUUAAGAACACAAACACAAUAACGGCAGAAUACAGAACGUCGUAUUUAAAAGUACUAGUUUUUUCGUUAUUCUUGUGAACAAGAUCACUGUCGCUUCGUGCGAAACUGUAUGGUGGUGUUAAUACUAGGAGUAUGAGUAGUACUAAGUUGAUUCUCUUUG